GACAAAAAUACCGUCCUCUGUUGAAAGGUUUCUCUACGGAGGCCGAAUUAUUGCGGGGAAAGAAACAGUAUUGUUUACUGACACGGAGAACGGGAUAGAGAGAUAGAGAGAAAGAAAGAGAGAGAGAGAGAAAAGAAGAGAACACUGAGAAAAAAAAAAAAGCUGAACAUAAAUAAAUAUGAUAAAGCGACGAAUUUAGUAAUAUAGGCCGCUUUUAAAAAAAAAAUUAAAAAAUCGAGUUCGGGCUGCGUUUUUUUUUUUUUUUUUUUUUUUUUUCCCUUUAGUUUAAAUAUUAUUAUUUUUCCCCGUUUGGUUGAUAGCGCAAUAUCUUGUAAAAAAAAAAACAACAAAAAAAAAAAAACCGAUUUGUCGGCGUUCUAAUUUUGCGCGCAACACCUGGAAAACGAGGAGAGAGAGAGAGAGGGGUGGGGGGAGAGAGAGACUGACGCGACCAGACGAGGAGAAGAGAAAGACAAAGCACAGGAAAGAGUGAUGACAUGAGAAAGUGAGAGAAGGGAGAGGGAUGCGAGAAGGAAGGGGCAGGCUUGGGUGGUCCUGAUUGACUCCGGGAAUCGGAGAAAAGAGACAGACACACAGGCUAGACAGACAGACAGACUACCACUCUCCCUGUCACACACACACACGCACACGAUCAGACAGACACACAGACAGAGAGAGACAGACACAGGACAGACAGACAGACACAGAGAGUCAGACAGAAUAGACAGACACACACAGACAGAGAGACAGACAGAAUAGACAGACAGACAGACAGAGAGAGAGACACAGAAGAGGCAGACACACAGACAGAGAGACAGACAGAAUAGACAGACAGACACACAGACAGAGAGAGAGACACAGAAGAGACAGACACACAGACAGAGAGAAACACAGAAUAGACAGACACACACAGAGAGAGAGACAGACAGAAUAGACAGACAGACAGACAGAGAGAGAGACACAGAAGAGACAGACACACAGACAGAGAGACAGACAGAAUAGACAGACAGACACACAGACAGAGAGAGAGACACAGAAGAGACACACACAGACAGAGAGAGACAGACAGAAUAGACAGACACACAGACAGACAGACAGAGAGAGAGAGACAGACAGAAUAGACAGACAGACAGAGAGAGACAGACAGAAUACAGACAGACACACAGACAGAGAGACAGACACAGAACAGACAGACACACAGACAGAGAGAGAAUCUCACACACACAUCAGACAGACAGAUGAACAAAGACAUUCAAAUCUAGAGAGACCCACCAGACAGACCCCCUUGUCCCCCUACGCCCCAGCAUGGACGUCCUGAUAGACCCAGACUCGUCGUCCCGUCCUCCCUCAUCUGUCUCUGCAGCCGAUUUCUCUCCCGACAGCAUCGCCCCUGCGGGGGCAGACCAGGACUCCCCUGUGCCCCUUCCCCUGGGCGACGCGGGGUCUCCCCUCUCCCUGGGGGGUCCCGAGAGCUUCGGGGCGAGGCACCGGCUCCUGGUGGGACUGUCCUGCUUGCCCAAUAUCUUCGUGGCGUUCCUGUGCUACUCUGACAGCCUCAUGACUGCCUUGCCCAAUCACCACUGCUUCAUCGACCGGGCGUCACUGCCCCUCGCCCUGCGCAAUGCCAGCCUGGCCCAGGUGCUCAACGCCUCCCUCCCGCUGGAGCACGACCCCCGCCCGGCUCCCGGGGGCAGGGGGGGUGGGGAGGGGGGCGGCUGGAGGCCGUCCCAGUGCCAGCAGUUUGUGUUUGAGAAUGGAAGCAGGAAGGGCCCGCUGCCCUGUCAGCAAGGCUGGGUGUAUACCAAAACAGAGGGGCUGAGCGAAAACAUGGUGACGCAGUGGGAUCUCGUGUGUGAUAGUUACUGGAAGGUCCCUGUGGAAGAGGUUUGUUUCAUUGUGGGCAUUCUCACUGGGUACCUGGUGCUGGGAUACACAGCGGACAGGUUUGGCAGGCUGCAGUCUUUCCUCUGCUCUCUGGUGCUCACAGUGUUUUUUGGGGUGCUGGUGUGCGUCUCCCCCUCACCCUCUCUCUUCAUCCUCACGCGUUUCUUCCUGGGGGCCUCUGUAGCCGGAGUCUACCUCUCCCUCUACGUCAUGC
Messenger RNA from Acipenser ruthenus (sterlet), 2098 nucleotides. It is a transcript of the gene slc22a17, whose product is annotated as solute carrier family 22 member 17. The record is from RefSeq and is a predicted model, not a curated record. Gene Ontology annotation, cellular component: membrane. Gene Ontology annotation, biological process: transmembrane transport. Gene Ontology annotation, molecular function: transmembrane transporter activity. Lineage: Eukaryota; Metazoa; Chordata; Actinopteri; Acipenseriformes; Acipenseridae.